Symbiodinium sp. CCMP2456 is the source of this 528-nucleotide messenger RNA. The record is from the annotation of a GenBank genome assembly. NCBI's taxonomy places the organism in Eukaryota, Dinophyceae, Suessiales, Symbiodiniaceae.
AUGGACAAACGAAGAAACGAUGCUUGCCACAAGCUAACGGCAGCUUUGAGCAGUGAGGGUGAUGCGUUAUCGCGUGCAUUCAAAAAGCAUUUCCAGAAGUUUGGAUCGAUUGCUAAUCUCCCCACAGGCUGGUCGUUUGGCAAGUUAGUUGGUGCAGAGCGGCUGUUUUUCCAAGCGGCGUGCUCAAGAUGGUAUGAGGCGCAUGUGACAGAGGGGAAUUUCGAUUCUAGCAUGGACGGCGACACAUCUCGAUUGUUCUCAUCCUUGAGCCUGCAUGAACAACUUUCAAUCAUCGCUGGACUUCUACGAGGUCUAUUGCUUGAGGCUGAGCCUCUGCCGCCAGAACGGCCUGAGUACUAUGCCGGCUUUGUGGCAAUGUACCAGAUGGUCCUUUACACAGAGAUUGCAUGCGAGGAAGACAUGCAGAGAUGCGAGAUCUACAGGGAGCAGAAGACAGAGCUUUUGAAGGAGCAUACUGGGCGAGGGCACGCUGAUUUCCAUGCAUGGUGUGCGGUCUCUGCGGACGCU